UUCUCCGUUUUCUUUCUGUUACACAUUUUGCAUUUGUGUGCUGGUGUUUCUUCAUCGCAGCAGCGUAAAAUCGCUGCUUUCUGGUGUGACGGAAUUCUUUUUUUCACAUCCAGCAGAAGGUUUUCUGUGUCGUUUUUCGCACACUUUGCGACCCAUCCCCGGAUGAAAUUUUGCCCCCGUGGUGUGUGCAGUGUCACAAGAACCGUGUCCAGCUGGUGUGAGUGAUCUGGUACUGUUCUGAAGCAACGAGCGUAGUAGGGCACGGCAGGAAAGUUUAUUGCUGAAUAUCGUCAGGAUUCAGCCUUACUACCAUCAGCGAGGGAAGGAGAACAGACGGCAAAAGCUCAGUGGUUAUUGCAUCGAGAGUAGCAAGCAUUGAAACGAGCAGCAGGUGGUGGAGGCCAACACAACUCGUUGCGAUGGAAUCCUCGGUGGCGGUGAAUGAUGCUCUUGCGGGACCAUCAUCGUCUUCGGUAUCUGCAAAUGAAUCGUUGGAUCCUAUCACUGUUGGUCAAGAGGUUUGUAAAUAUUACAAAUUGGGAACCUGCCAUUAUGGGGCAGCUUGCCGCAAUGCACACAUCGAUGAGUCAUCAGUUUCGGAACAAAUGCCUCCCGGAAAGGCUGCGCCGGUUGAUCACAACUUGAGCGCUAGUAGCAGCAGCAGCAAAAUUGUUCCAACUACUGUAUUGAGCAGUUUUACAAUUGAUCCGCUAAAGUGGAUCAAUGCACCGGAGUUCAUUCCGAAGUCGAAGCAGUUGCCACCGUCUGCUCCAGAUCCGAUAGCCAUGCUGAUGGAUGACGAAUGUGAUGCCGAUGCAGAGGAUGGUGAGCCAGAUGAAAAUGAACUGGAGGAAGAAGAUGAUGCCGAUCAGCCCACGGGCAGUGGUCUGUCGUAUGCUGCGAUUGUCACACUGAACAACAACCACAACGGGCUGGGCAUCAUAGAGGAACACGCUGAUUCGGUGCUCUGUCCAUACUACGAAAACAGCGGCGUGUGCAUGCUGGAAGCAUGUCCUUACGAACAUGGCGAGCUGUGUGAAUUGUGUGGCAAGUUCUGUCUGAACCCGUCAGACAAAGAACAACAGCGUUUGCACAAUGUCGAAUGCAUCAAGCAGCACGAACUAGAUAUGGAGCACUCCUUUGCCAUACAGCGAUCGAAGGACAAGACUUGCGGCAUCUGCUUGGAGGUGAUCCUGGAAAAGCCUGGCCGGGAGCAACGUUUCGGCAUUUUGCCCAAUUGUAAUCAUAUAUUUUGCCUCGAAUGUAUCCGGACGUGGCGAAAGGCGAAGAACUUUGAGAAUAAGAUCAAAAGGGGUUGCCCAACGUGCCGUAUUUCGUCCGACUUUGUCUGUCCCAGCAUUGUGUGGGUGGAGGGUCGUGACGAGAAGGAUAAGCUGAUCAACGACUACAAGAAGGCUUGCAACACGACCCACUGCAAACAUUUCAAGCAGGGUUCGGGCAAGUGCCCGUUCGGGAACAAAUGCUUCUACAAGCAUGCCCUCCCGAACGGCCAGCUGGUGGAUGUCGGUGGACCUUCCCGCCAGUCGGAGAACCGCUUGCGCAUCAGCCAUCUACAGGACUUUUUCCGCGAGGUGCUACACCAGCGGGGCCGCCUGUUGGACGACUUUAUGUCGUCGUUCUUCUCCGACAGUGACGAUUCAGAGCUGUCGGAACUGUACGACUAUUACGACAACUAGUUGCUCAGUUCCGUAUCUCCGCCGGGUCGGCAACAGUUGCCACAGGAGCGAGAGCAGUAUGCGCACUAUCAGCUAGCAAAUUUGUGUCAGCAGCAACUGCAACCGUCAGUUUUGGAUAUCUUGAGUCAUCCGCAGCAGCAGCAGCAGCAUCAACAACAGCACUAUCACCAUUAUCUUUACUAUUAUCAACUCUUUGGUAGCAGCAGCAGUGGUAGUAACGGUAAUCGUAACGAUAACAAUAGUAAUAAUCGUAUUUUCGUCUAUUUGGUCCAUAUUGGAAGUGGAAUCACAACUGUCGGUGGAGAGUGAAGCAAACAUUCAUCCAGCGCGGUGGUCACCAUCGCAACACUCACACACGCAUACACUUUCAACUAUACUUACUUACGCUAGGCACCGCUUGGCGGCGUGCGUUUUGUUUUUUGUUCGAGGAGACGUCCGAAUGUGGGAUUCUCCACUCGGAUGGGUCAAUUUAUUGUUCGUAAAUUACUGUGAGGGACAAAUUGCCCCUACCCAACUCAACCCAACAACACCAACAACAAAAAUAGUUAUUUAUUUUCAGAUGGCAUAUUUUUUUUUUGCUCCGUAUUUGUGUCUUAUUUAUUAUAUCAACUGAAUUGUUUUGUGUUCAAGUUUCAAAAUUGUUCAUAUCUUAAGGUGCACCACAAGGUCACCGUUGAGUUUUUUUUUGUACAGUAGAAAGGAAUCAAAAAAUGAAAUAAUAAUCUAGCGAAGAAAAUCGAUGGACCGCACAAAAAAACUAAACAUGUGAUUUUUAUUUCGUACUGAAUCGUAGGCAUUUUUUCCGUAACCAUUCGAGUGUAGGUUAGGUUUUUGUUUUUAUUUUUUUUCCAUAGGAAGAAAGGGCAAAAGAAUUAUGAUGGUAGAAUUCUUCCCACCAACGAUUGACAGAAAUCGGCCUUCAGUGCGAUCAAACACUGCCUGUCCGGCGAUCGAGUUUGCUUCGUUUUUACUAGCGUCGUAGUAGAUUUAUACUCAAAUGAAAAUUAGUUCAAUUUAUGCUAAAAAUUUUGUCACUGUACCUGAAUUGAUACCUCACACACACACCAGCGCGCGCACUCAUGUUCGCACACCGGCACCAACCUUUCGUGAUAAUACUCCCUGCACUUGAACUAGAACGGUUUCAAACUAUAGGUGGGAUUUUCAUUUCACUGGAUAAAAAAACUAGUAGUGUAGCAAACGGAAACGGAAAGGGACCAUCGAUUGGAAACGCCACUACUUUUACUAGCAGCUGCCUGAAGACACAGGUAAAAUGGAAAGAAGGAACACGAGGGAUGAAGGCACGCCGCCAGCCGCAUCAAAAGUAGUGCUUAAUAUCGAAUAUCCACUUGAUUCAGCAAACGUUUAUACAACUAAACAGAAAAGAGUGAAACUAGAAGAGACUACAACACGCUAAUAAUAUUAAUCUUGAAUAUCUAUUUCUAUAUUAGGAAUGAAUAUUGCAUACACUUAUAUGGUAACACAAAUUGUAACAUAUGUCGUUCCCACUAUUUGAGAGAAAACAACAAAAAAAAAUCUAACUUCAGAAAGAAAAACCCAACUCAACUCUAGUAAGCAAAUAAGCAAAACAGAUCGUACGUUAAUUCUAUAUCCUUAUAAUGUCGCUAGCCUCGUGUUGACCACAGUUUCUCGAUUACUAUCGUUGUUUUAGUGAGUUUGGCACAAGCCUGUUGAGAAAAGCUAAAUGUUAUCAGCUGCAGGCAGGAUAAGCAACAAAAUAUAUACAUUUACCUAAUCAAA
Malaya genurostris is the source of this 3455-nucleotide messenger RNA. Its product is annotated as probable E3 ubiquitin-protein ligase makorin-1. Gene Ontology annotation, molecular function: ubiquitin protein ligase activity; metal ion binding. Lineage: Eukaryota; Metazoa; Arthropoda; Insecta; Diptera; Culicidae. The transcript is spliced from 5 exons. Gene Ontology annotation, biological process: protein polyubiquitination. The coding region runs from base 420 to 1697 and encodes 425 amino acids. The record is from RefSeq and is a predicted model, not a curated record.